Molecule: messenger RNA, 1315 nt
Organism: Tetranychus urticae (two-spotted spider mite)
Lineage: Eukaryota; Metazoa; Arthropoda; Arachnida; Trombidiformes; Tetranychidae
Source: RefSeq, a predicted model, not a curated record
UAAUAAUAGGUGGGAAUAGCUUAUUGCCACUAUUCUCACUGCUCAACCAAAAGCAAAGUUACAUCAGAUUUGUCUUUAGUAUUAGUGAAGUAAUAUUUCAUUGCCAUUCACAUCAUUAUAAAUCUUUGAGUCAAGUGACUUGCAAUUGUCAGUACACUUGUGAUUUCAGUUGAAAACAGUUGAUUUUCUUCGUUUGUGCCUUUGUUCAUUUAACUGUUUAAGCUUUUAACUGUUGUUACUUGGGAUUAAAUGGCUCCUAUUCUCGGUUAUUGGAAAAUCCGUGGCCUUUGUGACCCAAUACGGCUACUUUUGGCUCAUACAGGCCAAGAGUAUGAGAUGAAAGAAUACUCAAUUGGUCCAGAACCAGGUUAUGACAUAAGUGAAUGGCUCGAUGAAAAGUUCAACUUGGGUCUUGAUUUUCCCAAUUUACCUUAUUACAUUGAUAAAGACGAAGGGGUCAAAAUUACUCAGACGGUCGCUAUCAUCCGUUAUUUAGCUCGGAAACAUGGAUUGGUUGGUGAAUCUGAUGAAGAGACAAUAAAGAUUGAAAUGGUUGAACAACAAGCAAUCGAGUUGAUCUUCACUUGCACCCGAACCUGGUAUUGUAGAGAUGAUGACCUUUUUGACAAGUUAAAGGAAGAAAUGAUGACCAUUUUACCAGGAAAGUUGAUUGGUUUAGCCAAAUUUUUGGGUGAAAAUCAAUACAUUAUUGGUGAUCGUAUAACUUAUGUUGACUUUAUGCUGUAUUCAAUACUGGAUUACAUCCGAUUAUUUGAAGAGUCAUUGUUUGAUGAAGCCAGUUCAUUGAAAGAUUAUUUAACUCGAAUUGAAUCAUUACCUGAAAUUGAAAAGUACCUUUCCUCUGAUGACUUCAAAAGGUUUCCAAUCACUGGACCAAUGGCUAAAUUUGGUGGUUCAAGUGAAUAACAAAAGUUAUUUCAGCUAAAUAAUUAUAACAUACUUUUUAUUGACCAAAACAUUUCAUCAACAAAAGAUUCGAUUUACAUUUGAUUCGUUAGUAACCGAAAAGAAAGGAUACAUUUCAUGGUUAAUCUACUUUUGGCUUUGCAAAUAAUUGUAAUCAAAAUAUCAAUAAUCUAUAAUAGUUGAUUGUAUUCCAUGUUAGAUUGCUUUAAUUUACAGAUUGGUUUGCAUUCCAUAUAAAAAGUGUGAUAUCCAUUCUGGUAAUUGUUCAAUUGAACCCUUAUUUAACUGCUUAAAUCAUUGUAUUCCAAACAUAUUGUUGUUGCUCUAAUCCAUUGAAAUUAACGGUUCCACUGAAUAAAAUAAAAGCUUUCAGUUUAUUUCAAAAUAA